AUGCCGAACACUGUUUCAGCACUAUCAGCUCCUCCUACUCAGCGGACUCCACCACCACCACCAUCCCGACCUUUUGGAGAGCCAGAGAGGUACCAGAGCGGUGAUGAUUCCUGGUCCGCCGCUGAUAGUGACAAUGACCGUGCGGCUCAGAAUGAUUCGAGUGCCUCUCGAGCCCUGAAGCGCAAGCGCCCCCUCACUGUCUCAUGUGAGCUAUGUAAGCAGCGGAAAGUCAAAUGUGAUCGAGCUCAACCGAGCUGUGGGUGGUGCGCACGUAAUGGCCAGUUGUGCGAGUACAAGGAACGCAAGAAGCCCGGCCUUCGUGCGGGGUAUGGCAAGGAACUAGAACAGCGACUCGACCGCCUAGAGGAGGUAAUCCAGACUCAAGCUCGCCUCAUCGAGAAGCAUAUCAUCGGAGGUCAAUCGCACUUUGGCCAUGAUGCUACCCACCCCGCACCGUUCUCCUAUAGUUCGCCGUCAGAGCCUUCUGCAGCUCAUGGAACUAGUCCCAAAAAUGCCUUCUAUUUCCAGGAGCCAGCGUCAAUCCCGCAACCUCCUCGCCAAUCUGACGCCUCUAUCACAAGCCCCUCAGACAUGUCAGUCAGAAACACGAUCCCUAAUCACCUUCCAAAAAGCAUCUCUUCCACAACCCCAUUACCGCACAUGCCAAACAAUUCAACACAUCAUGAUUAUACAGGAAACGAAUCCUCCUUGAAGGUUCCGGUUUCAUUGUAUAACAGCCAAGAACAGUCGCUGGCAGACCCGGAACUCGAUCUUCCGCCCUACGAUCUACUUUAUGCACUAGUCGAUCUCUAUUUUGAGCACAUCAACACGUGGUGCCCCAUACUGCAUCGCAGGACCACACUCGAUACGUUCUUCGGGCCCUCUCCAUUGGAAGAAGCUGACCGGGUGGUACUUUAUGCCAUUGUUGCGACCACGCUUCGCUUCUCAAAUGACAGUCGACUCAACACGCAGAAUCGGAAGCGAUAUCAUGACUCUUCCAAACAGAAGGUGUUGUUUUACGGCUUGGAAAACUCCUCGGUCAAGGCGCUGCAAGCUCUGGUGAUAUUAGCUUUGGACUUGGUAGGCUCUUCCAACGGUCCCCCGGGGUGGAAGUUGCUUGCUCUAGUCACGCGAUCCGUGGUCCAAUUGGGUCUAGCCGUGGAGUCCAAAUCUUCACUCAUUGCCCCCUUAUACCCUUCAAUUUAUACCCUGCGCGCAGUCACUCUUCCAGAUCCUGAUAGCUGGAUUGAGGACGAGAGCAGGCGAAGAUUGUUUUGGAUGGUUUACCUGCUAGACCGAUACUCUACUAUUGCCACCGCUUUCGACUUCGCCUUGGAUGACAAGGAUAUAGACCGCAAGCUUCCAUGCAAAGAUGAAUAUUUCCAUAAGAACCAGCCGGUAGAGACUCGAUGGUUUCGCCACACCAGCGACCGUGCUGAUUAUAUCAGUCGCGCCGAGAACGUGGGAACUUUUGGACUCUAUGUGGAGAUACUAGGGAUACUUUCCCGAAUCCAUACCUUCUUGAAGAGACCUGUCGACAUAGGGGCACUUUCUGACGUCGAAGAAUGGCAAGUCAUGUACCGCAAACUCGACAAUGAACUCACGUCCUGGGAAUUCAACCUUCCUGCCGAGUAUGCCUAUGAAAACUCGUCCCGGCUCUUCAGUGGACCGAAGCACAGCCGCAGUCUUCAUUGUGACUGGGCUCAACUACACGCUACGUACCAAACGGCCGUGAUUCGGCUCCAUUCGUCGGCCGCCUACCCUACUACGCGUUCUCCAAUCUUUACUCCAUCGUACAGUGCAAGCCAAAGGUGCUUGCUGGCAGUCGACAACAUUCUUUCCGUGACCCGCUAUGUCGUGGAUAACAAUAUGCUAGACAAGAUGGGGCCUCCAUUUGCGUUCACUCUCUGGGUUUCUGCUCGCCUACUGCUUGUACACGGAUCUACUAUCGCCAACAUUGUUAGCCCCGACAUUAUUUUCUUCGUCGACACUCUUUCUCAGAUGGGGAAGUAUUGGAAAGUAGCAGAACGCUAUAGUUCCCUCUUACAGCGCGUUCUUGACGAAUAUGGCGAAUACCAGCAAUCUGCGGCUAACGAGGGCGAGCGCGUCACGCCAUCAUCUGUCAAGAUUCUAGCAGAUAUGCGCCGUUGUGCAUUCGAUCUCGACUUCCUCAUCUCAAGACAGCCACGCUCCUCCCCAGCUGGCAGCCAACCACCAGCCCCCGCAGCCGUGCCGGCACGCAACCUGGCUCCCAAUGAGCUAGAGUACCUGGAUGUGUUCGGUUUCUUCAAUGUUCCGCGUGUGCCCGCUGGCAGAGGACCUGAUAUCAUCAAUCUGGAUAUGGGUGACGCGGUCAACGAGCAGAUGCCCAUCAACGGCCUCGCUGGUACUGGCAACGUGGCAGACUCUGUGGUCGAUGGCACAAACACUAAUACGAACGAGUUUAACAUCACGAAUUAUUUGAUCCCAACACCAGAGACAGACUGGCUUUUCCGGCCCAGCGGAUGA
Molecule: messenger RNA, 2508 nt
Organism: Aspergillus saccharolyticus JOP 1030-1
Lineage: Eukaryota; Fungi; Ascomycota; Eurotiomycetes; Eurotiales; Aspergillaceae
Product: putative C6 transcription factor
Exons: 5
Coding region: 1-2508 (835 amino acids)
Biological process (GO): DNA-templated transcription; regulation of DNA-templated transcription
Cellular component (GO): nucleus
Molecular function (GO): DNA binding; zinc ion binding; DNA-binding transcription factor activity, RNA polymerase II-specific
Source: RefSeq, a predicted model, not a curated record